AAAAACAUUAAGUUCUGAAAGGUCAUUUAGAAUGUUUCCCUGGGAGAUUUUAUGGCUGUUCUUCACCUGUUAAUAUUGUUAUUGAUAAUUCUUUACAGAUUAUGAAUCAACAGUUUCUACUCAUGUUAUUUAUUUAUUAAGUAUUUAUUCAUGUUAACAUUUACUUUGUAAACUACACUUCUUACAGGAAUAUAAAUAGUUGCUGAAAAGAACAUUGCUGGCUUCAAAGCAAAAUGAAGUUCUUUCUAUUACUCUCAGUCAUCGGAUUCUGCUGGGCUCAGUAUGCCCCACAUACCAAACCAGGAAGAACAUCUAUUGUCCAUCUGUUUGAGUGGCGCUGGGAUGAUAUUGCUCUUGAAUGUGAGCGAUACUUAGCUCCCAAUGGAUUUGGAGGAGUUCAGAUCUCUCCACCCAAUGAAAAUGUUAUAAUUAAUAAUCCUUCAAGACCUUGGUGGGAAAGAUACCAACCAAUUAGCUACAAGUUAUGUACGAGAUCUGGAAAUGAAGAUGACUUCAGAAAUAUGGUGACCAGAUGUAACAAUGUUGGUGUCCGUAUUUAUGUGGAUGCUGUAAUUAAUCACAUGUGUGGAAAUGGUGUGAGUGCAGGAACGAGCAGUACUUGUGGAACCUACUUCAACCCUGGAAAAAGGGAUUUUCCAUCAGUUCCAUUCUCUGGAUGGGAUUUUAAUGAUGGUAAAUGUAGAACUGGAAGUGGAGACAUUGAGAACUAUAAUGAUCCUUACCAGGUCAGAGACUGUCGUCUGGUUGGUCUUCUUGAUCUUGCACUGGAAAAAGACUAUGUUCGUUCCAAGGUUGCUGAAUAUCUGAACCACCUCAUUGACAUUGGUGUGGCAGGAUUCAGAAUUGAUGCUUCCAAGCACAUGUGGCCUGGAGACAUGAAGGCAAUUUUGGAUAAAUUGCAUAAUCUAAACACAAGCUGGUUCCCUGAAGGAAGUAAACCUUUCGUUUAUCAGGAGGUAAUUGACUUGGGUGGAGAGCCAAUUAAAAGCAGUGAAUACUUUGGAAAUGGUCGUGUGACAGAAUUCAAGUAUGGUGCAAAACUGGGCACAGUUCUGCGCAAGUGGAAUGGAGAGAAGAUGGCUUACUUAAAGAACUGGGGAGAAGGCUGGGGUUUCAUGCCUUCUGACAGAGCACUUGUCUUUGUGGAUAAUCAUGACAAUCAGCGAGGACAUGGAGCUGGAGGAGCAUCUAUUCUUACAUUCUGGGACCCUAGACUGUAUAAAAUGGGAGUUGGAUUUAUGCUUGCUCAUCCCUAUGGAGUUACUCGAGUAAUGUCAAGCUUCCGUUGGCCAAGAUAUUUUGAGAAUGGAAGAGACAUUAAUGAUUGGAUUGGGCCACCAAAUAGUGAUGGAGUAAUUAAAAGAGUUACAAUUAAUCCAGAUACUACUUGUGGCAACGACUGGGUCUGUGAACACCGAUGGCGUCAAAUAAGGAACAUGGUUAUUUUCCGUAAUGUAGUUGAUGGCCAGCCUUUUUCAAACUGGUGGGAUAAUGGAAACAACCAAGUGGCUUUUGGAAGGGGAAACAGAGGAUUCAUUGUUUUUAACAAUGAUGAUUGGCCAUUAUCUUUAACUUUGCAAACCGGUCUUCCUGCUGGCACAUAUUGUGAUGUCAUCUCUGGAGAUAAAGUUGGUGACAAUUGCACAGGAAUUAAAAUUCAUGUUUCUGGAGAUGGGAAUGCUUAUUUUUCCAUUAGUAACUCAGCUGAGGAUCCAUUUAUUGCAAUUCAUGCUGAAUCUAAACUAUAAAGCUCAAAUUAAAUAUAUCUACUGAAAAGAAUA
Messenger RNA from Chrysochloris asiatica (Cape golden mole), 1802 nucleotides. It is a transcript of the gene AMY2A, whose product is annotated as amylase, alpha 2A (pancreatic). The coding region runs from base 234 to 1769 and encodes 511 amino acids. The transcript has 10 exons. The record is from RefSeq and is a predicted model, not a curated record. NCBI's taxonomy places the organism in Eukaryota, Metazoa, Chordata, Mammalia, Afrosoricida, Chrysochloridae. Gene Ontology annotation, molecular function: cation binding; alpha-amylase activity. Gene Ontology annotation, biological process: carbohydrate metabolic process.